Messenger RNA from Neocloeon triangulifer, 1832 nucleotides. Its product is annotated as alkylglycerol monooxygenase-like. Gene Ontology annotation, molecular function: iron ion binding; oxidoreductase activity. NCBI's taxonomy places the organism in Eukaryota, Metazoa, Arthropoda, Insecta, Ephemeroptera, Baetidae. Gene Ontology annotation, biological process: lipid biosynthetic process. The coding region runs from base 26 to 1357 and encodes 443 amino acids. The record is from RefSeq and is a predicted model, not a curated record. The transcript has 8 exons. Gene Ontology annotation, cellular component: endoplasmic reticulum.
ACGACGACAAGCGCUGCUGCUCGCCAUGGGCAACGCGACGGAUGUGAGUGCCGCUCUUACUCAGGGCUUGGCACGCUUUUUCUACGCCGUCGACCCCCUCGACACGUCCUACCCUGACCACAAGCAUGUCCCGGACUUCUUCGUCAAGUCAUGGCCGUACUUCUUGGUGUUCAUGGCGCUGGAGAAUCUGCUGCUCUACUUGGAGGGCAGACCGACCGUCAGGCUCAACGACAGCAUCACGUCUCUUUCGCAUGGACUCAUACAACACUGCGGAAAGCUCAUCUUUCGAGGUGCCGAGAGUGCUGCCUACAUCUUCAUCUACCAAAGGUUCAGGCUGGUCGACCUGGCAUGGGACAACGCCCUGACCUGGUACCUCGCCGCCCUGGGCGUCGAUUUUUGCUACUACUGGGUCCAUCGGGCCAGUCAUGAGGUGCACGUCUUAUGGGCGCAGCACCAAGUCCAUCACAGUUCCGAAGACUACAACAUAGCCGUCGGCCUCAGACAGUCAAUUUUGCAAGGCUGGUGCGGAUUUAUCUUUUACCUGCCACUGGCAUUCUUCAUUCCACCAGCCCACUUCUUGACCCACCAGCAGUUCAGCCUGCUCUUCCAGUUCUGGCUGCACACAGAGGCCAUCAGGCAUCUUGGCCCUCUCGAGUGGGUCUUCAACACGCCAAGACACCACAGAGUUCACCACGGAGCCAACUUGUUCUGCCUGGACAAAAACUACGGCGGAGUUUUGAUCAUCUGGGACCGCUUGUUCGGCACUUUUGCGAAUGAAAAAGAAGACGAGGAAAUCGUCUACGGUCUCGUCUUCAACCAGCCCUCGUUCAACCCCGUGUGGCUCCAGUACUUCUACUCGGCUCAUGUGGUGCACAAGUGGCAGUCGAUGGAGGGCUGGAGAAACAAAUUGUCAGCCGUCUUCAAGGGCCCGUCCUGGAUUCCAGGAGCGCCCUGGACCGGCAGGGACGAAGACAAAAUCAAGGUGGGGCCGAGGCAGAAGUUCGACGUGUCCAUUCCGACCUGGUGCAACGUGUACCUGCUCAUCCACUUUGUGGUCGUCGUCUUCCUUUUCCAAGAACUCUACGUACGCCACGUGGGAAUGUCUCAGAUCUCUGUGAUAUUGUUUGUGGGCUACAUUUUGCUGUCGCUCACAACGAUAGGCCUGCUGUUUGAAAACAAAGGCCAGGCCCGCGCCUUUGAGUUGUUCCGCUGCGUCGUCUUCGCCACCCUUCUGCAGCGAGGCCACGCCAGUCUGCUGCCGCAACACACGGUGCAGGCGUUGCAGACCUUCUUCGGGAUCUCUGCCGCCUUCUGGACACUCCAGAGUAUGGCCUUCACAAAGUUCAAGCACGCGUGACGCGAGUUCAGGACUCUGCAGGCCAUUUUCUUACGAAGAUGUACAUUUCUGUGUCAAAACUAGUUGAUUAAUUUACUCUCAGCGAGGAAAAUUAGUAAACUGACAUUUACAUAUUUAUUUUUUCACACAAUGAAUGCUACCUUCCAUUAAACUGCAUUAAAUUGACUUAAUUAGCAAUAUUGUGUAAUUUUAAGAAAGUGUAUCUUGUAAAUAUUAAUGAUAAGCACAUCAUUGAUAAGGGCGCUGAAUUUACAGUCUUGUUAUUGUCCUCCAGAGUGAGGUUGCCAUGUUAUUUCAUUUUUAGUUUACUGUUGAGAUUCCGUCCUUGAGAGGUACGUCGGGAGAAGUAUUAUAAAAUUUAGAUUUGAAUUGAAAUUGUAAAUCCUUCCAGUUACAAUAACUGCCAUUUCAAAAAUUCUGUGAAACCAGUGCCAUGUGAAGUGUCAUAAAUAAAGAAAAAUACUGUUUUACUAUA